AGAAAAGUGGCAUAUUAUUCCCGGGGGUGUAUAUGGUCAGAUUUCAUGUGCUGAAACGCUGUCAAUUCCACUUUAAAUCGACAUCCAUUAAUGGAAAAUGGUCUGGGGAGUAAUACGGUUGAAUGAUCUUAUUCUCUUGUGGCAUAGACAAAUUACUUUAAUUUCAUGUUAAACUGGCAAUAAUUAUUAUUUGAUGGAGACGUCGUUACAAAUUACGUCGAUUUUACGUCGCUCGAUAACGUUAUGGAAAAGGGUUUAUUGGAUAAAUGUGGCAUCUACUCUUGCUUCAGAAAAAAGUGCUAGUUCACAGGAUUUGUUGGCUGGUUUUGAGUGGUCGUUGCCUAUUACCUGGCAACCCUGGGGCCACCCGUCUGCCUUGGAAACCAUAGAGAUGACGAAUAUGUUUACACACGUCAUCACUAGCUAUUUAGCAAGGGAUGUUUUACGUUGCAUGUGUUAGCUAUAUAUUGUGCUAGAACAAUAAACUAUUGGAAUCAGAAGAAAGUUUGCAUAUUGUUUUAAAAUAUUAGUUAUCUACCUUUUUCAUUGUUGAGUAGCUUGCAUUUAGCAGCUUGGUACUGAUAAUUAGCUAACGUUAGCAGAUUUGUUCAGCCAGCAACGCCUAGCAGCUAGCUAACGUUAAUCUGGACAAGCUAUCAACACAAGUGAAGGGGAGAUGUUCAAAGCAAAACUGCUUUUAAUUGGACCAAGUGAGUCUGGAAAAACAGUUCUAGCCAACUUUCUCUCUGACACCGUGGAUACAGUAGGAGGGGAAUACUGUCCUACUCAAGGUGUCAGGAUACUGGAGUUUGAAUCUCAGUAUGAGGGAAGUGGGGACAAAUCCUUGACAUGUGAGGUGGAACUUUGGGACUGUGCUGGAGAUUUCAAGUUUGAGUCGUGCUGGCCAGCAUUGAUGAAAGACUCCAAUGGUGUGGUGAUAGUGUUCAACCCAGACAUGCCACGCCACCUAACGGAAGUAGAGACAUGGUACUCCAUGUUCAUCUCCUCACAGGGGCUACAGGACAGGCAGUGUCUACUGAUGGCCCACCACAAGCCUGGCAGUGGAGUAGAUAGUGGACGACCCAACCUAGCUUCACAUUUGAACAGGUUACCAUUGAGUCACUCUAACCUGGAGGAAGAUCCUGAGGAUGUGCGGCAGGGGUUCCGCAGGUACUUGGAGAACAUUGUGCAAACACUGUCAGAGAGCCGGGAGCGAGAGGAGAUGUCUAUCAUUACUUAAGAUCAUCCCGAACCAAAGCUUCAUCUAUCGAAGGUUGGAUUUAGACUCCACUAGAUACUCUGCAGUCAAAGGCUCUGCAACCACUGACUUUAAGAAAAAAAAUUUACACACAGGUAUUUCUAACUUUAAUGAAUCAGCUGCACUUGUGCUUUUCCAAAACAAUUCCACCCUAUUUCCAAAGUUGGUGGCAAAAGUAACUAGAAAUGAAAUCUUUCAACCAACUGCACUUGGAUAUUUUGUGUGCAGACAAAUGCUUAAAAUUGUCUACUUUUAUAAAUUCUGAAAAAUAAAUGCAACAUGUAAUGUGUUGGUCAUGUUUCAUGAGCUGAAAUAAAAUAUCCCAGAAAUGUUCCAUAUGCACAAAGCUUAUUGCUCUCAUGUUUAUAUCCCUGUUAUUGAGCAUUUCUCCUUUGCAAAGAAAAUCCAUCCACCAUCCAGGUGUGGCAUAUAAAGAAGCUGACUAAACAGCACAAUCAUUACAUCUGUGGGCCGGCAGGUAGCCUAGUAACCGACUAGAUCAAAUCCCCAAGAUGACAAGGUAAAAAUCUGUUCUGCCCCUGAACAAGGCAGUUAACCCACUGUUCCUAGGCCAUCAUUAAGAACAAAUUCUUAAGACUUGCCUAGUUAAGGUUAAAUAAAAACAGGUUGCUAGGCCAUCAUUGUGCUGGGGACAAUAAGGCCACUCCAAUGUGCAGUUGUCUCAAUGCCACAGAUGUUAAGAGAGCAUGCAAUUGGCAUACUGACUGCAGAAAUGUCCACGAGCUGUUGGCAGAGAAUUUAAUGUUCAUUUCCCUGCCAUAAGUUAGAGGACACUCGUUUUAGAAUAUGGCAGUCCAUCCAACCGCAGACGGUUGAGCUGUCAACUUAUUUAAAAGUGGCCCAUGGUGGGGUUAUGGCAGGCAUAAGUUACGGACAGUUGCAUUUUAUCCAUUGGCAACUUGAAUACACAAAUAACAUGACAAGAUCGUGAGGCCCAUUUUAAGGUAUCUGAACAGAUGCAUACCUGUAUUCCCAGUCAUGUGAAAUCCAUAGAUUAGGGCCUAACACAUAAAUUAACUGAUUUCCUCAAACUCAGUAAAGUCUUUAUUUGAGUUUCUAUUUUUGUUCAGUAUAUUUCCUACUAAAAUGUUUCAGAAGAAAGUUGGCAACUUCAAUAUAUUUGAUAGCAGUCCUGUAGUGUCAUGAUAGUUGUAAAUGUUCCAAGUUAGUGCUAAAGUUCUUUAAACAAUAUACAUUUAUUAAUUGGAUUUCCAGUUGAGGUGGAAGUUAAGAGCAGAGCAACAAGACAGUCCGAUUUAUACAGCGUAUCCAACAAUGCCUCCUUUCCCGAUACACUCUCCAAUGUAGAACCACAUCAUCACUUCAGUGCACACCAAUCCAUUUCUGAAUGCAUCCUGUAACAAAAGCAUAUUGAGAUGAAUGCCACACAAAUACCAGCAAGUCACACCUUAAAACAACGUGAAUCUAUUCAGAGACAAUUCCAUAUUUCCCAAAUGGUUACGGUGUAGACCUAAUGUCUACCUCAAUCUUAAGAAGCACUUAUUUUGUUUAUGAAGGGACUGCUUGUUAAACACCCACAGUCAGAAUCCAAUGGGUAACAUAAAGAAAUAGCUAGCUACUUAUACAGUAUUGCAAUUAUUCAAACAAUCUUCCCAGUUUUCACCUUCACUGUGGUCUGUCCAAGGCGUCCACUGUUGACACCGGUGACAAUGUUUUUGAUCCCAAUAAUGGCCUGGGGAAUCUCGGCAGGGGAAGGGGGCACGAGCUCGACUUUAGCAUAGUGCCAGAAGGUC
Molecule: messenger RNA, 3033 nt
Organism: Oncorhynchus kisutch (coho salmon)
Lineage: Eukaryota; Metazoa; Chordata; Actinopteri; Salmoniformes; Salmonidae
Gene: ift22
Product: intraflagellar transport 22 homolog (Chlamydomonas)
Exons: 5
Coding region: 677-1240 (187 amino acids)
Source: RefSeq, a predicted model, not a curated record